Hyalella azteca is the source of this 4911-nucleotide messenger RNA. RefSeq names its product myosin-11. The record is from RefSeq and is a predicted model, not a curated record. Lineage: Eukaryota; Metazoa; Arthropoda; Malacostraca; Amphipoda; Hyalellidae.
ACCUGUAAUGCUGCAGACCUGGAGGGCCUGAGCAGCUCGGAGGCAGCUAAGGUGCGUGUACUGGAGACGAGGCUGGACGAGAUGCAGCGCGGGCUCUCCAGCGACGCGUCCGAGUUAAACUCUUCACUUAUACCUGACGCCGCCACCAAUGAUAAAGUCCAGGGUCUAGAACAGCAAAGAGACGAGCUGCAAAAGCAACUCAGCGAACUAACCGACAAGUUUGCAGCAGCCGAGGCUGAAAAAUCAGCGCUACUGAACAACGUAGUCAUGCAAGAGCAGAAAAUAAAGUUGCUGGAGGAGAAGCACGAGCCAAAUGUUACAGCUUUGGCCAGCGAUGAGGUUUCAAGGGCAAGAAUUAAAGAAUUGGAAGCGUUACUUGAGGCAAGGAAAUUGGAACUGCUCGAAGAAGUGGACCGAGCCAUUGGUCUUGAUGCUAGAGUCAAGGAACUGGAAUUUAUUAUUGAGAAGAAGACAGAAGCCAGUGACUGGACAAAAGAAAAAGAGGCUCUGGAAAUUGAGGUAGCUGCGCAGAAAGGAAUGUGUGGUGAAUUCGAGAAAAAGUUGAAAGAGUUGGUUGAAGAAUUAACAAGAGAAAAGCUAAGAAGAGAGGAGCUAGAGCAACGUUCAAGAGAAUUAGAGAUAUGCUUGGAAGAUAGCAAGAAAGAUGUUCUGGAAAACGCCGUUUUCAGAGAGAAGCUAGAAAUAAAUUGCCGUGAUCUACAAGAGAAAACAAAAAGAAUUCAAGAUUUAGAAAGUGAAGCCAUUGCUCUUCAAGAAACUCUUAAGAAGAGUUCCUCCGACUCUAGUGAACAGAUCGUCAAACUUGAAGCAUCUGUUGGUGAACUCAAAAAUCAACUGCAAAGCUUGCAAGAUGAACUGAACUUGAAAAACGAUGAUAUUUCCAAGCUUAAGGUUGAAGUUUUAGCCAAAGAUGAAGCUGUGAAAGUUGAAAUCCGAAAACGUGAGGAAGAUCAAGUGAAAGGCCAAGGCGAUGCUGAAAAGCUUUUAAAGGAAAAAGAUUCCUUGCUGAAGUGCAAGGAUCAAGAUAUUGCCAAGUUUAAAUCUGAAAUAGAGCAACUGGUGAUGAAUUUAGCGUCUAAAGAGACAUCCGUCAAAGAAUUAACCAUAAAUCUUGAAGGCAAAGAAACUGAACUGAAAUCUAAGUCUGAAGAAAUUUCCGUGCUAAAAAGUGAAGUAUCUGAAUUGAGCAAUAAAAAGACAAAUGCCGAACAUAACUUAGCCGAGGCCGAAAAGACUCUAAAGGAGAAAACUUCAACUAUUGCAACCCUAGAAAAACGUUUACUAGAAGAAGAAACCCGUACGCAAGAGCUUUUAUCGGCAUCCAAGGAAAAAGACGAAGGUUUCGAAGAAGAGGUGAGCAAGAAAAAGAAAUUAGAAGAUCGAGUCUCGCAGCUUGAAGUGGACUUGAAUCAGAAGGCAGAUGAAAUCGGUGCGCUGUCUGGUAAAGUCCUUGAACUUGAGUUGAAAAAUAAAGAAAUGACUCAAUUGGUGGCUGAAAAAUGUCGUACUGAGGAACAAAUAGUCAAGGAACACAGUGAAACUCAUGAAAAACUAGCGUCAGAACGAAAAGCUCUUGAAUUAAAAGUCGAGAUUCUCCAGAAAGAGUUGGAAGAUGAAAAAUUUUCCAAAAAAGAAAUUGAACAAAAUUUUUCAGAGACUUCAUCCCUGCUUGCCACUGCAAAUCAAACCCUGACGACCACCAAUGAAGAAUGUAAAAGGCUUGCAGAUGAGGUUACUAAUCUGAAGCAACAAUUGGCUGAUAAGGCGAAGGCUCUUGAUGAACUAAAAAGCAACGUGUCAACGAUGGAAGCAAAUUUGACAAAAUCUCAAGAAGAAAAUGAUAAGCUACAGCAUAAGAAUGAAGACCUUCUGCAAAAUAUUGGCAAGCUUCAAGAGCAGCUUGACGAAAAAGCAGAGAUUCUCCAAAAAGAGGCUACCGAAAAGGAGGACUUAUCAGCCAAUCUCAAAGAAUCCCAGAACAAACUUGAGGAAUUGUCAGAAAACUUGAAGAAAAAGUCCGAAGAUUUUGUUGAACUCGAAUUGAAACUUAAGCUGAACCAGGAGCAACUUAAAGAUGCCGAAUCAACUUCAGCUACUCUGAAGGGUGAGUUGAAUGCCGUCGCCGAUGAGCUGAGCGCUGAAAUGACAGCUCGACUGGCUGACGCUGAAGUCAAAAAGCAAGAGCUGCAGGAGGCGGCAAAUAAGAGGGAAUUUCUGCUGCAGGAGCUGGAGGACCAAAAACAGAAGCAUGCAGACGCUAUGGGUGCCAUGGAACAACAGCUCUCAAAAGUCCGUGAGGAACUGACGGCCUCUGAAGCUGAGGCGGGAGACUACAAGCGACUGCUGGAGGCUGAGCAGAGCAAAGUCGCUGAGCUGCAGCAACUCAAGCAGAACAUAUUUGGCCCUCAAAUUUAUCAGGAGAAGGACGAACAGCUCACGGCUGCUCGGGAUGAUGCCAGAGAGAGGAAGAUGGAGAGAGACAAGGAGAAACAAGAUAAGGAAAAAGCACUCAAAGAAUUAGAAAAUGAACGAGCUUUGAAAGAAAGCUUACUGAUUGAGAAGAGAAAACUGGAGAGUGGUAAAGUUGAAACUGACAAGGAACUUUUGGAGACCAAAAAGUUACUGGAUGUUCUUAAAAUAGAGAAAGAGGAUGCGCUGAAACAGAAAGAAAGUGAGAGAGAAGCUCGACUUUUACAAGAAGAAAAAAGUUCUAAGAGAGAAAAAGAAAUUGAAAAAUUAAAAGAAGAGAAGCAAGUAGAAAUAGAAGCGCGCGAAAGAGCUGAAAAAGAAGCCUUGGAAUCGAAAAAAGACUCAGAGAAGGAAUUAACUGCUAGAAUACAAGCUGAAACUGAUAAGUUAGAAGAGUUGAAAAAAUAUUCCGAAGAACAGGAAAACAAGGCUGCCACAACCGCCAAGAAUUGCGUUGCUCUUGAAGAAAAGAUACAAGAGAUUCUCGCCCAGGUUGAUAAGGAGAAGUCAGAAAAACUUGAGUUGAAAACUGAACUUGAAAAUCAAAUAGCGAUUUUGAAAGCCCACAAAGAAUCUGUUGAGCGUGAAGUAGCUGCUAAAGAUGACGAGGUUUUCAAGUUAAAGGAAAACUUGAAAUCAGUUACUCAUUUAAGCAAUGAAUUUGAAAUGAAACUGAAGGCAGCUGAAGCCGAGAAACAGUCUGAAAAUGAGAAACAUUCUACGGAACUUAAAAGGUUGGAAAAAGAGAUACAAGAAAAGGAAGAUUCUCUGAUGAAAAUGAAACUUCAAGUGGAAGAAAAAGAUGUCUUAAUUGCAGAAAAAGAUUCCCUUCUCAGCGACAGCGGCGAAAUAGGAGCUCAGAAAUUGACUCUUGAAACAGAAAAGCAAGCUCUUCUGGAGAAUCUUUCACAGGUGACUAGCGAGACCGAAGAAUUUAAGAGGAUAAUUCAGAAACUUGAGAGUGAAGUUAAUGAGGUGAAAUCGGAGAAAAUUGAACUGAACAGUCGAUGCUUGGAACUGGAAAAAUCAAACACUUCAUUAGGAAAUAAAUUGAAGGAUAUUGAAACGCAGUUAUCUUCUUCUCUCGAUGAAAUCGCCUCGUUCAAAGCAAAGGAAGAACAAGUGAGAAAAGACGUGGAAACAAAGCAAUUGAAAAUUGUUGAGCUUGAAGGAAAUUCUGCUGCAUUACUUACUGAAAAAAAUAUUUUGGAUGAGAAGGUCAAGAAAUAUAUUGAUGAUUUGAAGAACAAUCAAGAGGCUAAAAAUAUGCUAGAAGACGAGAAAAAAGUUUUAUCUGAAGAAAAGACCAAGCUUGAAAAACAAUUAUCUGAAGCAGAGGGCAGGUAUUCAGGUCUGCAAGAACACGUUACUGAACUUACCGCUAAACACGCGCGUGAAGUCGAGUCGCUUAGAAGUAGCGAGUCUGAUUAUGUUUCAAAAAUCGUAGCCGAAAAGACCGUGCUGGAGGAAAAUUUGAGACGCCUAACGGAAGAACACACUUUACUGGAAAGUAAUCUUGUAGAAUUGAAACAAAGUUUUUCGACUUCAGCGACGGAGAUUGAGGAUUUGAAGGGACAAAAAAUUAGGAUUGAGGAAAGCCUAGCAGUUUUAAUAACUGAGAAAACUGCGCUGGAGGAGUCACUUGUUGCUUUAACUGAGAAAAAUCAGAAGCUUGCUGAAGACCUGCAGCUUCGGGAGACUACUGAAGCUGAUUUAAAAAAGAAAUUUGAAGAUGAAAUCCGCAAAAAUUCUGUUCUACUUGAAGAAAAAUCACAGGUUGUUGAAAAACUUGCUAAGACUGAAGGCGAAAAGUCCGUUUCUGAAAUCGAGAAGAAGUCGCUGCGUGAUGAUAAACAGAAUUUAUUAGAGAAAAUAAAGAUUCUGGAUGCCGAGGUUUUUGAACUGAAGAAAUCUCUGGGAUCCCUUAAUGAAAUGUCAUCCGCUAAUGCUCUCCUUGCUGAGAAGGUUGACAUGAGCGCUAAAGAAAACCAGCAACUACAGCAGAGCAACGCGUCUCUGCAGCAGGAGCUAGAGGCGACACGAGCGCUGCUGCAGGAGGCGCAGAAGGAGCUACAGGAGCUUAACGAGCGCAGCAGAGAUGACCAGGCCGUCAGAGACGAGCUUGCUAAAGAAAUCGAAGAUAUCAGCGCCAGGAUGAACAGCAAAGUCGAGGAGCUGGAAACUGAGAAGCAGAACCUGGUCGAAGAGAUCGUAGCUCUGCAAGAGCUGCUCAGUGCAGCAAAGGCUGUUGACCUGCGGACGGCGCAGUAUGAGAUCGCGCAGAGCGAAGACGACCGCGCGGCGGAGCGCGAGGCGGAGACCGAGCGUAGCAUUUACCCACGGAAAUCAUCCUUUGUGUUCAACACAGACUUGAACCCCGAAUUUUUGUUAAACAUUAGUUUCUUUCGAAGUCGAGUAUAG